UUCGCCUGUGAAGUUGCAUAGACGCAUAGAUCAAUGCUAAGUUAUGGACCAAACUUUAUAACUUCACAGGCUAAUGAAUGAUUUAAGCACUAAAAUAGCCUACCAUCAGCACUUCACAACAGCUGUUGUUAUAUCGAACUUCAACAAGAGGACAUACACAUUUUCGGGAGACUUAAAGAGGAUGUGUAAAUAUAUGCGGCUGCAGCGGGCAAAAGAGAAGUGAGCGACUGGAAACCUGGCCUGUGCGGGAUAACGUUUUGGCGGUGGUUAAUUUUAAGGAAGCUCUGUUGAUUUCUGUGUCUGAGAGAAUGAACGAAGAACGCGGAGAUGUUCGUGCUCAGAAGGGGCGCACACGCUCGUCCUCUGUGGCUGUAGACAAAGCCGAGUCGUGUGCGGCUUGUAGAACAAAGCUGAGUUUCAGCACAGAGCCGAAACUUCUCCCCUGCCUGCACAUGAUGUGUAAAGGGUGCGUCAUAAACACCACAGAGGAGAAAAACUCCAAAGAAUGCCCGAUGUGUGGCCAGUCUUUCAACCUGUCUGAAGUUACAGAUUGCUUCAUUUUUAAGGACUCUGCCCCCAAGUGUGGAGGAUGUGAUGAAACUGCCCUUAGUGGUUGGUGUAAGGAGUGUGAGGAAGCCUUGUGUUCAGAUUGUGUAUCAGCCCACCAGCGAGUGAAGGUGACGCGCAACCACACAGUCAUACCACAGGAAACCCAAUCAGGCUUGAGAACAAGCUUGCGCUGUACUGCACACAAACAGGAGCGACUCAAGUUCUUUUGCGUCACUUGUGGUCAGCUCACCUGUAGAGACUGUCAGCUGAUUGACCACAGAAACCACAGUUUCUUGUUGCUGGAGGAAGCAGUGGUUGCUCAGAAAGACCACCUAAAGAAGCUGCUGGACAGCAUCAAGGAGCAGAGAAACAGUGUGAGGGCCAGUCUGCAGGACCUGGAUGUGAGAUUGAAUAGCAUAACGGGAGUAAAAGAAAUUUUGGAGAAGCAACUGCAUCAAACUCUACACUCCAUAUAUGAUUAUCUGAUGUUACGAUGUCGUCAACUGUGUAAGGAAUUGGAGGGUUUGUGUAAUGAGGAGGAGAAGAGCUUGAAGGUGAUGAAGACCAGUCUGAAAAAGCUGGAGGACAGGCAGGAGUAUAUUACUGCCUUCCUCCAUAAAGUGCUGAACACGGAGGGUCAGUGUGUCCUGCGACACAAGAUGCAAAUUGAGAAAUUGACACAGAAGCUUCUGUCACAGAAGAAAUUUGUCCCUGAUACUGUGAUUCAGCUUUCACUCUCAUUCAAUAAAGACAUCUACAACUCUAUUAAACAUUUGGCCACUUUUAAGGUCACCCGAAUUCCUGCUGCCAAAGGAAAAGCCAACAACGGCAAUAAACCUACACGUAAACCACAAGAAGAAGACAAAUGCCCCUCAGGAUUAAAUUCAAAAUCUGGUGCAACCUUGUCAGAGUCUGGCACUGCAUCUGUUCAGGCUACGGCCUAUGUGAUGUCAAAUCCAGCCUCAAAUGUUCGUCAGAGUACACAGUCUUUGUCAGUCUCAGCAAAACCAGUGCAAAACACCCAAGGUGCAACAGACAUUAUAGGCAAAGCUAGUCCUUCCUCUAUCUCCCGUACUUGUGCUCCUCCCCAAACCACUCAGAGCAACAUUGCUCAACAUUUUGUUGCUCAGGCAGGCCAGCAUUUGCCUCAGUCCGCCUCACGUUUACCCUCACAGUCAAAGCAGGUGUUCAGAAGUCUGUCUACCCCUAUUCAGUCUACAUCCCUUCCUCGGUCCAGCCCUUCUUCUUCUAGCCAGGCAGUUUUAAACAUUAUUCCCUCAAAUCUUCCACAUGGUAUUGUAAUGCCUCCAGUUGUUUUACCACAGUCUCAGCCUGGUGUUGUCCUUGCGGCUACAGCACCUCCAGACCCUGCUUCCUCUUUUUCUGUGCCUCAUCCCUUUGUCUCCGUCCAAACAGCACCGUUACAGUCCUCUAAUUUAACUGACACACAGUCUCAUCCUCUCACCCAUAACCAGUCUGUUCCUUCUCUUCUCACCUUAGCACCUUUUUCUCAGUCUAGUCAGGCCAUGCCUAUCCCUCACCCAUGUACUAUGAAUUCGUCAUCUGUCCAUACACAGCAAAACAUUCCUCAAACUCAGGACGUUUCUGGUCCAUCUGUUUUUUCUCAGACUGCUCCCACCAGUAAAUCCCUACCUUACUCUCACACUGUCUCUAGCGCUCAGUCUGCCAAUCUGCAGGCUUCCCAGUUGGCUGCCACUCAGUCCAAUCAUUUACAGGUAACGCUGCUUAAUGUACCAAGCAAUAUUUCUUUUGUCAACUCUGGAGCACCUUGGAAAUUUCACCAUUAUACUCCUGUCUUGCACACAAAUAAGGGCACCACUGUCGCCUAUGUGUCAAAGCCAACAAAUGACAUCUGGAUGAGUGAUUGGAAAUCAUUACAGCCUACAUCAGGUGACAUGCUAUGCUCCCAGACUUCCGAGCACAUCAUUCCACCAGUCGUCAGUAAUAAAGAACUCGAUUCCCCAGCUUCCGGCAUACCUCCAGUGUCUGCUGCUCCAGUUCCCAGUGCUUACAGUAACAUAGGUCAAGUAGAGUGUGCCACUCAGACAAUCCAAAUGCCAAACUCUGAGCUCCCAGUGAAGGCUCCGGCUGAUUCUGUUUGUGAGGGAGACAUGAGUGUUUGCAGCAGGGCUUCACCAGUUGCUGAGGUUGCAGACAAUAACCUGCCUACUUCCACUGUGCCUGGAAAGGACACAAAAGCCAAAGGAAGUCCAGCAGUGUCUCAGCUAAAAGAGAGUCUUUCCACCACCUCAAUCAAGCACUGCCCUCCUAAUCAAAUUCGGUCUGAAUCGCCAGUGCCCCAGUCCCCCAAAGAAAGCCCCUCAACUACACACUGGCUUGUAGGUAUGCCAUCAUCUUUCAAAGAGCUCAUUUGUGGUAAAACAAAAGUACCUGCUCAGGAUGCUUGUUCCAAAUCUGUCAUGCAGACGUCUCUCCCUAUUCAAAAGGACAGUGACGAAAAGACUGAUGAUAGUGAUUCUGAAUUUGUGUUAAGGAUGGAUGAAUCAGAGGAGGAACCCAUAUUAAGCCUGGACAGCAAUAAGACUCCUGUUGUAUCGCUAGUCCGGUUGCCCAUCUCAGGAUCUUCUCGGUCUCGAUUUAGAAUAAUUCCCAGUAUGCAAAAGACUGAAAUUUUGCUUCAAGAGAUUGAAGAAAACCAGUCAGUCCAGAGAUGUCUCAGGAUCAGGAUGCAGGAUCACCCAGCCACUGCUUCUCCCAUACAGUCCUGUGGGUCUGAAGGUUCCCUGCAGGCUGAUGUUCUGGAGUGUGCUGUGUGUCACUCCAUUGGAGCCUCACUACAGUGUGCAAAAUGUGGUAGAAGCUUUCAUACUCACUGCCAUGUGCCCCCAAUCUUUUUUAGUCCCAUUGAAAUGUGGGUAUGCUCCCUGUGCCAGGAUGUGUUAGAUGAUACUGACCCAUUUAGUUGCAGCAGACUUAAGGAGCCAUACCUAAGUCUGUCAGACCAGAGGAAGUGUGAACAACUUUUACUCUUUCUCAUGUGCGAAAAAUAUAGCUACCUGCUCUACAAAUCUAUUAAGCAUAUUGCAAGAUGUGUGAAAUUUAACUUGAUUCUUGGACGACUUUUGGGGAGACGCAGCCCUCCAUAUCGCUCGGCAGCUGAAAUGGUGUCAGACCUGUGGGCUCUUUUUGACAACUUGUCAUCAAAAUCCAGGAAGAAAAAGUCACUUGUCAAGCUGCAAAACUCAUUCCAGCAGCAACUGACUGUAUUAUUUGGGAAAAGCCUUCAUGCUUCUCUGCUGAAGCCUCUGAGCCACGAAGACCAGACGGGGGCACCAGAGCCUGAUCUUGAUAGAGAAAAGGCUAGAAACACUCUUAAAAGGAUGAGGGAGUUUUUAGCUGUAAACUGUGCUCCAGUGGCAAAGAAAGCCCACACUGACAAUACAUGAAGAACCUGCAGCCUUUUGCAAGGGUAUGGUUUGUUUUUGUAAUUAAAUGUAGAUCUGUACACUUCAGUACUUAUUUUUUUCUCUCAUAUUUAUUAUAUCUUUAAUUAUUUUCUAUAAACAAAUACAAGAAUGUACUCCCCCCCCCCCCAUGUACUGGCUUUUUUUUGACAUGGGUAAUGAAUGUGUGGGUUCUACGUUUUGUUUACUUGCCGCAAAAAAAAUCUUUUUGAUAUGUGAAAACCUUUAAGGCAAAUCAUUAUGCACAUGUUGGAAACAUGGCAAGUAGAAUUUCUACAAUGUAUACUGGCAAUGAAAUAAAGUUUCAUUG
Messenger RNA from Clarias gariepinus (North African catfish), 4305 nucleotides. It is a transcript of the gene trim33l, whose product is annotated as tripartite motif containing 33, like. NCBI's taxonomy places the organism in Eukaryota, Metazoa, Chordata, Actinopteri, Siluriformes, Clariidae. Bases 309 to 3977 code for a protein of 1222 amino acids. Gene Ontology annotation, molecular function: ubiquitin-protein transferase activity; zinc ion binding. Gene Ontology annotation, cellular component: chromatin; nucleoplasm. Gene Ontology annotation, biological process: positive regulation of DNA-templated transcription. The record is from RefSeq and is a predicted model, not a curated record. The transcript is spliced from 17 exons.